AUGUUCAUCAAGGAGUACAAGGAGAUGUUGGCCGACCGGCUCCUGGCCAACCCCACCUACCACGCGGAGCGGGAGAUGCAGAAUCUGGAGCUGCUCAAGACCAGGUUUGGCGAUGCAGCUCUUGUCCACUGCGAGGUCAUGUUGCAGGACAUCAAGGACUCGAAGCGUGUCAACAGCAACUUGGCAUCUCCAGUCCUUGACUGCAGCAGCAGCUAG
Molecule: messenger RNA, 216 nt
Organism: Symbiodinium natans
Lineage: Eukaryota; Dinophyceae; Suessiales; Symbiodiniaceae
Source: the annotation of a GenBank genome assembly